CCGGUCCGAUGCAGCCCAAUUGGAUUCUACGAUGCUCUCAGUCUAAUCGAUUCCAUUCAAGUCUUUUUCGCUCUACCCUAACUCUUGGCGCCUUAGGGUUGCUGUGAUGGCUUCCGGCAGAGACGACGCGGAUCGUCCCGCUGAAUCCCAAACUUCAUCUAAGAACCCUUACAAGGACCCUGACGAUGGUCGCCAACGAUUUCUUCUCGAGCUGGAGUUCGUUCAAUGUCUCUCCAACCCGACUUACAUCCACUAUCUUGCUCAAAAUCGCUAUUUUGAGGAUGAGGCCUUCAUCGGAUACUUAAAAUAUCUAAAAUAUUGGCAAAGGCCUGAGUACAUAAAGUUCAUAAUGUAUCCUCAUUGCCUUUUCUUUCUUGAGCUUCUCCAAAAUGCUAACUUUCGGAAUGCAAUGGCACAUCCUGGUAGCAAGGAGUUGGCUCAUCGGCAACAGUACUAUUUCUGGAAGAACUACAGGAACAACAGAUUGAAGCACAUUCUACCGCGUUCCCUUCCUGAACCUCCUUCAGUUCCAGCUUCAGCUCCAGCUCCAGCUCCUCUUCUGGCUGGAGCGCCGAUUCCAAAUGCAGCUCCACCUCCACUUCCAUCAAUGCCACCUAUGACUUCUGCUGCCUCAGCACUCUCUCCAAUGCAGUUUGUGGGACAACCUGGAUCUGCCAUCCCAAAGAGUGACAUCAGAAAUACCAUGGGAGAUCGUAGGAAGAGAAAGUGAUAUGGCUUUAGAGUCAUAAUGUCGGUCCAGUAAAACAUGCAUCCAAGAGGAAAGAAGAUUGAAAGGGCCAAAUCAUUCCUAGAAGAAAAUGAUCAGGGCCUAUGUCCUGAUAUGGAGCAUAGCUUACAUAACAAUAUUUCAUGGUAUUGAUGGCUUCGAAGAAACUACAAAUCACUCUCUAGGAUGCGUUGCUGCUUCAGUUUUCUUUACUGACGAAGUCUGUGGCUUGUGGGUUUUUCACUCUCAAACUUCCUUCCACCCAGAAGGUUCUCAUGGCAUACUGACAUGGAUGGUCGUAUCGAAGCUUAUAUCUUAUUCAUUAUUUCAAGUUCAGAGUUGUCAAUCCACAAGAGGGUAGAUGUAGCGUUAGCCAAAUUGGUAUCCAAUUCUCAAGUUGUCGUGGUUGUUGAGAUAAACACUUUGCUUGAAAUGAUUUCUCAACUUUGUUGAUAUGUUUGUUUGAUAUGAUGUAGUAUCAUGACACAUGUAACAUGAAGUUAUGAUUCAUGUUCGACUAUGUCAAGAUUUUGACCGGUCAAUUAAAAUACCAGUACUUCAA
This is a messenger RNA of Musa acuminata AAA Group (dessert banana), 1289 nucleotides long. RefSeq names its product mediator of RNA polymerase II transcription subunit 31-like. Lineage: Eukaryota; Viridiplantae; Streptophyta; Magnoliopsida; Zingiberales; Musaceae. The record is from RefSeq and is a predicted model, not a curated record. Gene Ontology annotation, biological process: regulation of transcription by RNA polymerase II. Gene Ontology annotation, molecular function: transcription coregulator activity. The coding region runs from base 107 to 730 and encodes 207 amino acids. Gene Ontology annotation, cellular component: mediator complex; core mediator complex. The transcript is spliced from 8 exons.